Triticum turgidum subsp. durum (durum wheat) is the source of this 315-nucleotide messenger RNA. Lineage: Eukaryota; Viridiplantae; Streptophyta; Magnoliopsida; Poales; Poaceae. The record is from the annotation of a GenBank genome assembly.
AUGAACCUCACACCCAUGAGCUCAGGUUUGUCCAACCUAAACAAAGCACAGACAACAGAGCUCGUUACCUCAACAUGUGAUGUUAGAGGCUCGGAAAAUCAACAAGUUCAAUGCACAAAUAUGGUUGUUGAUCAGCCUACAUGGGCUGGGAAUCUUGUGAGCAAUUCUGGUGAUGUUUCUACAUUUCUUAGAAAGCUAAUUGACCAAGGAAAAGUUAGUGUUGGUGAUAUACAAUCAGAACUGAGUCUCUCAUCUGAAUCGUUGGAAGCUGCUCUUGAGAAAAUUGGGGGCAAAUCAUGGCUGGAGCAUAUGUGA